Messenger RNA from Daphnia carinata, 865 nucleotides. It is a transcript of the gene mRpL22, whose product is annotated as large ribosomal subunit protein uL22m-like. Gene Ontology annotation, cellular component: mitochondrial large ribosomal subunit; ribosome. NCBI's taxonomy places the organism in Eukaryota, Metazoa, Arthropoda, Branchiopoda, Diplostraca, Daphniidae. The transcript is spliced from 2 exons. The coding region runs from base 134 to 814 and encodes 226 amino acids. Gene Ontology annotation, biological process: ribosome assembly; translation. The record is from RefSeq and is a predicted model, not a curated record. Gene Ontology annotation, molecular function: structural constituent of ribosome.
UAUCUUGCACAUGUCGAAUAUUUGACAAACCAGCCAAAGGUUUCAAGUUUGAUAUUGCUAGGUGAACAAAAAACAUUUGUUCAAAUUCAAGUUCUUUUAUUCUUACCAUAUUCAUAAUACCAAGAUUUUGACAAUGGAGUUCUUGCUGAGACAAUUCCAAACCAAGAAUUUCCUUUCCAUUUGCAAAUGCCUUGAACCUGCAUAUAGUCAUGCCACUUCUUGGACAUCAAGCAAUGGAAUUUUGGGUAAAACUUUGUUCCACACCUCAAACACAGUCACAAUGCCAUACACCCCACCAAACGGGCCCAGAAAAUGGCCAAUCUAUAACAAAAAAAUUUUCGCUCCACAGCUUCCUGGGGAGGAAAGAAGACCAGCUUAUGUCUGUCAUAUGAGAACAAACAUCAAGUACAGCCCUUUUAAGAUGUGGUAUGUUGCAUCAAUGAUACGAGGAAUGUCUAUUGAUGAAGCCAUCAAGCAGCUGACAUUUGUAAAUAAGCAAGGAGCUGUCCAUGUGAAAGAAGUCUUGCUGGAGGCCCAGAAGUUGGCUGUGGAGCAACACAAUGUGGAGUUUAAAAGCAAUUUAUGGGUAGCAGAGUCAUUUGCCACUAAGGGACUAGUGAUGAAAGGUGUGCGGAGACAUGCCAAAGGAAGAAUUGGAUUGGUGCAUUACUUCCAUACCCACUACUUUGUUCGACUUGAAGAAGGUAGUCCACCUGAACAUUUCUUCUUUAAGACUGCACCUAAGACAACAAAAACAAUGCUGUCUGAAUGGGUUGAUGAAAUGAGACAGAGGAGAAUCCCUGGAUCACUGUAAUUCUUUGAGUGGUGGUUUUAUAGUUCAAUACAUAAAGAUAUGCAUACAUUU